Molecule: messenger RNA, 1673 nt
Organism: Pocillopora verrucosa
Lineage: Eukaryota; Metazoa; Cnidaria; Anthozoa; Scleractinia; Pocilloporidae
Product: protein C-ets-2
Molecular function (GO): sequence-specific DNA binding
Source: RefSeq, a predicted model, not a curated record
GCAGGCUCAUACAUCACUCUCCUUUCAUAGAAAGCACUCUAACAUUAGCAGCUCAACGGUGAAUCUUGGAGACUGAAUCGAGGAUUAAAAAACUAGCUUGAAAACCCGACUGCUGAGAGAAAGGAAGGCGGAUUCUGAUCUUGUCUUGUUACAGCAUUUCGUGGGCGUAGAGCGGAAAUAUCAAGCACUACGAGCGUAGAGAGCCGGUAGCAUGUACUCCUCUAGAGAUAGUCAACAGACUUCUAUAAACUGCGCAGAGAACAGAUCCAGGUUAGAGGGUCUGCCACUCACUCACGAACCCCGCGUUUGGCCAUACAACCCACGAACAGAGAUGUACCCGUACCAAAUCGAUGCAAGUGAGCACAACAAAUCAAACUCCAGGUUGGAUCCAGCUUUAGCUUAUCCCGUUCCUUUGAGACCAAGUGUUUUUCAGCACGCACGAUUCAUCGAUAAAAUGCAACCCAGCAUGGCGAGAGUGAAGCAAGAAAAGUACGAGAUGGCGUUCCCGGAGGAACCUUUAAGCGAAGUUGAUCCAAGAAGGUGGAGUCGCGAAGAUGUAACACGCUGGCUCCAAUGGACUUCUGAAAUGUUUCAUCUUGGAAGCAUUAAUCCCGAGCGAUUCCAAAUGAACGGUAAAGCUCUAUGUCUCAUGACAAUGGAUAUGUUUCUGUACAGAGUUCCCGAGGGAGGAAAUAUCUUGUAUCAAGACUUCCAGAGGAGACUUCGAAACGCUGUGGCUUUGCAGAAUUAACCGCGUACUACCUGCUAGAUCUGUGACUAAACGUGAUGUAAGACGGCUUUGGAUUGGAGUUUGGAACUAAGAUAAGCAGAGCAGAAUUUAGAUAAAGUGUAAACGGGUUGUCUAAAGAGGACUGAGACGAAAUGAAACCAGUGCCUUGCAAGAAAAGCUAGUCAAGAACGUCGUUAAAAAAUAUCGCGCGAAAAGAUUGCAGUUUAUUUGUGUUUUUCUGCACAUCCAUGACUUUGGAACUUUCGUUGCCACUUAGAGUUUAGAUUGAGGACUGUUUUUUCGGAAUUGGUUGCUGUUUUUUCUUUCGGCUUCCUCAGGAAGUGGGAGGAACGAUAAUUAAUGCGAUAGGUAACGAUUUAAAGAAAAAAAAAGAAGCAAAAUAAUUAUUUUUGAGUAGGCUUGUUACUCGAGUUAAUAAAGCUAGUGUUAUUUGUAGGAGAAAGAAAGCUCAUAGCAAAUUAUUUGAAAUGAAUGAAAGUAUGAUUCGUUUCUUGUAAAUAGUUUACAAAGAUGCUUUAUUUUUAUGAAAUAUUCAAGACGUACAACUAAGUUUAUAUUUCAAGUCAUCACAGACGUAAUACAUUUUUACAGUCAUGUUUCUAUCAUGAAUCAAUAAACAUUUAACAAGAGAUUUAUUAUUCAUUGGAGUUUGUGCGGUGCAAUAUAUUCCACAUUCCUUGUCGAAAUAUUAUUUUGUAUUUUGUAAUGUCUGGAAAACCGACUUUGGACACAUAUUUCCGCAAAUACGCUCAUUUUAACGAGCUGAUGUUUCGGCUUUUUGUGAUGAAUUCCGUAAUGGCUUAAUGAAGUCUGAAAGAAAAAACCGCCAACGACUCUCACUUUUCAUAGUGCCCAAAUUCAUGCAAUGGCGGUGACAUAAAAGAGCCGUUGGCGUCAUUUCAAAUAAAUUUUGGUGUCUCUA